UAUUUACCUGCUACGUCAUCUUGUAAACAAAUCUUCAAUGUAAAAUAUGUUACAACCUUAUCAAUUAAUCUGUUAUUAUUAAGAUCUAUGGAUAUCAAUCGGUAAUGUUGAUCAAUCUUCGCAACUUAGUACUAAUUUCAGAGAAUGAAAAUACUCAAUAUUAUUAUACUACUGGCGUCCAUAGUUAAAUCAUCUGAGCAGUGUGAUUGUAAAGAUGACCCUAUUUACAUCAAUGGGGAAGAAAUUACUGGAAACUUGUGUGCAGCAGAAACAAUAAUAUCAGUUCUAGUAGAGAAUGUAAGAGACGGACCGGAAGGGUUUCUAGUGUUCAAGGUCAAACUCCUAGGUCAACCGCUCAGGGGCAAUUUAGAUGGAAUAGGUGGACUACCAAACAAAGAUGAUAAAAACAAAGAUGUUGAAUUAAAUCUGUAUAUGCCAGUGCCUGACCAAAUGUGCCACUCAGAUAUUGUGUUGUUUGAAAGGCAUAAAUAUGUUCUUUCCGUCGACAAAGAAGACAAGUAUCUGGUAUUGAAUUUAUGUAAUUUUGCAGAGGAACUCGGCAACAUUUCUAAAACCCAACGGGAAGUCAUUGGAAAGGGAUGUCCAAGAUAAACAAUCUAUAGUCUGUUGGACGAAAUUUAUGUGAAAUUUUAGAGUUCAAAGAUGUAAAUGCUGACUAUUUUGAUAUUAAAAUUUCAUUUUUGUCGAGCCUUCGACUUUAGUCGAAAAAGCGAGACAUAGCGAUCCUACAUUCCGUCGGCGUCGUCGUCACUCUGUGGUUAAAGUUUUUGAAAUUUUAAUAACUUUCUUAAACUAUCCUGGAUUUCUACCACACUUGGACAGAAGCUUGUUUAUGAUCAUAAGAAAGUAUCCAGAAGUAAAUUUUGUAAAAAUAAAAUUCCUGUUUUUCCGUAUUUUACUUGUAAAUGGACUUAGUUUUUCUGCCGGGAAACAUUACAUUCACUCUGUGGUUAAAGUUUUUAAAAUUUUAAUAACUUUCUUAAACUAUCCUGGAUUUGUACCAAACUUGGACAGAAGCUUGUUUAUGAUCAUAUUAAGAUAGUAUCCAGAAGUAAAUUUGUUAAAAUUUUGUACCUGUUUAUCCGUAUUUUACUUAAAAAUGGACUUAUUUUUUCUUCCAGUUAACAUUAAAUACAGUCUGCAGUUAAAGUUUUUAAAACAUUUAUUAGAUUCAUAAACUAUCCUGGAUUUAUACCAAACUUUGACAGAAGCUUCUUACAAUCAAAAGAUAGUAUCUAAAGGAAUAUUUUUAUUGAUUUUGUUCCUCAUUUUUGUUGAGCCUGUGAUUAACAGCAAAAAUAGGCGAGACACUGGGUUUCGCGGAACCCUUACGAAUUUUUUAAAAAGGUGGGAAAUGACAAGUGGUUACAAUUUUCACGAAUUCAAUUCACAAUUGUUUUGUUUAGAGUGGAAUUGCAAGAAUAAUUUUCAGUACUGAAUCUCCCUUUCUAAUAUUUAUUCAACUGUUUAAUGAAAAGCUAGUGUUUUUAAAGUGGUAAAUGCAAUUUAACGUUACUGUAUGGCCUAUUAAUGUAAGUCUGCUUAUAGUCUGAUACAAAAUAUCGAAUCCAUGGACGAACACGUGGUUUACUGUAACGGGUAAAAUUUUCAUUCCCUGCUUAUAUAUUAAUCUUAUAUUAAUAAAGAAUUUUAUUACAUAUA
This is a messenger RNA of Mytilus californianus (California mussel), 1683 nucleotides long. RefSeq lists its product as uncharacterized. The record is from RefSeq and is a predicted model, not a curated record. The transcript has 5 exons. NCBI's taxonomy places the organism in Eukaryota, Metazoa, Mollusca, Bivalvia, Mytilida, Mytilidae. Bases 145 to 612 code for a protein of 155 amino acids.